This is a messenger RNA of Saccostrea cuccullata (small rock oyster), 1241 nucleotides long. RefSeq lists its product as uncharacterized. The coding region runs from base 96 to 1241 and encodes 381 amino acids. The record is from RefSeq and is a predicted model, not a curated record. The transcript is spliced from 4 exons. NCBI's taxonomy places the organism in Eukaryota, Metazoa, Mollusca, Bivalvia, Ostreida, Ostreidae.
CCAGUUUUUGUAAAUAGGGUCGCAAAAUUGAAUUUUCUCCUAUUCUACAGUUUCCACUGCAGAGUUUCUGAACACAGCUGAACUGCCUGAAGAAAAUGACCAGUCAACGAAAUCAAAAUGGGGGACCAAAAAGAGUGAAGACUAAGGUUCUUGCAAACUUAGAUUAUCCUGAAAUCAACAAUGCUUUGUUUCACACACUGAAUGUUGCCAAGAGCAUAAAUCCAAUUUUCUAUGGGUUCUCCUGCCAUGACAGAGGAGGGACUCUGGAAAUGUAUAGGACCAGAAACCAACCCAUUCCAGGUUUGCCGGUUUGCUUCAAUUCUAUCCUGUGCCACUUUAAAGACAGAUGUGCCAAUACAAAAACCCAGAUUUGCACCAGGACAACUACUUUUGGAAUGUACGUCAAGCAAAAGUAUGAGUGCAUCAUGCAGAUUUUACGAGGAUCCAUAGUUUUUCAGCUUGAAUUUCAGAAUGCAGAAGGUUACCAGAGAUAUCUGAAUGACUUCCAUAAUGGGACUUUGAAGCAGGAGAUAAUAGAUUUCUUCAAGGACUGCUACAAGGAUUUUGGUCUGGAUCCAGAUGACCUGGAGUUUAAUGUCUCUUUAGAGGAUUUGUCUGGAAAUCCAGAAGACAACAACAAUCUGCCAUUUUCUGACAGGAAUCUGACAAGCCAGAAUGAAAAUACAGCAGCCCCUGGGGAGCAGGUCAUGGAAAUAUCUCCAUCAGAACAGGCAGCAAGAAAGCAACAUGAUGAUUUAUUGGAGGAAAUAUCGAAAGAAUUCCUCGGCGAAGAUAUUGAAAAUGGUCAAAAUCUACGGAAAUUCAAGAAAAAUGUCAUGCACAUGUUUCCAGAACUUGAAGUGGAAAGUCUGUCUGUUCCUGAAAUUUUCAGUGUCCUUGAUGACAAAGGUCACCUUAAGCCAGGAUCUUAUGAUACUUUAGUGACUCUGGUCAAGGACAUUGAUUCAAGAAUGGUUAACAGUAUCAGAGCAACAGAGCAAAUUAUGUCUGAAGAGGCAGAUUUAAUGGAGGAAACAAAUAAUGAAGAUAAAAGCAAGUUUGCAGGAGAACUAAGGGAUGCCAGAGAGCCUAGAAUGUCUGAAAGCACACCGGCUUCAUCACAGUCAGCAUCAUCAGCUUCAGCACAGAAAGUUCCUAAUGUUAAAGACCAAUCUGAAGAAGAACCAAGUGGUACGUCUGCAGGCACAUCCUCUGCACAGUCAGGUGAGGCUUAUCUCUAA